This is a messenger RNA of Paramuricea clavata, 3301 nucleotides long. NCBI's taxonomy places the organism in Eukaryota, Metazoa, Cnidaria, Anthozoa, Malacalcyonacea, Plexauridae. The record is from the annotation of a GenBank genome assembly.
CACGUAUUUCUUGAAGUUGUUGGCAGGAAAUUAAUUAUUAAACAUGAGCGUGCUCGAGUAGAACAGGUGGAAGAAACCACACACUCGUUUAGAGCAUGUGGGCGAGAUUAGUUCCCUAACAGACUCCGUGUCCUGCUCUGUGUUGGAACUAACAGAAAUGUCACAGCAGAAAGACGACAAGGCAAACGGCAGUCUUGGUUAUCAGACGAAAAACAAUGAAGAGGUGAAUGGCAUUGUUGAACGUCUUAACACACCAAGAAAGAGAUAUGAACCAAAAAAUCCUGACCGCCGGAGAAAGGUAUGUUUGAAAUUGUAUGUGGCGUUUUUUAAACACUUACUGCAAAAGCAAAGACUUCGGGGAGAUAUUGCGUUUCCUUGCUGUAACAAGAGUGUCAAAAUUAAGAAGUUCUUCGAAUGCAAAGUUAAAGUUCGGUCUAUUGAUCGAAAAUGUAAAACUUAUACAUGAUAAUAUGAGCAAAUUCUGUUACCAUGGAAAUUCUGGAACAUGGAAAUUCUGGAACGUGGAAAUUAUGUUGUGUUAUGUUGUUGCAUGGGUAAAGAGAAUUGAUAAAGUUUUGUUUCACAUUAACUUUCAGGUCGAACCUAAGAUGUCUGAAGCUGAAAUCCAAGAAAUGGUCCAAAGACUCCACUCAUCCAAGGCUCAUCCACGACCGAAAUCAGCGUACGAACAGGGGGGAGUGAUGCUAUCUUAUUGGAAUACCGGGUGGGACCGACCUGGUACUGGUGGGAAAAGAUACUAAACACUACUGGCACUAAACACUGGUACAACAUUAUUCAACGUUUGUAAUGACAUACUUGUUGUAAUAAAUACUCUAUAGCACUUUAAUUGAAUGGGAACUUUUGGGAACUACGGUCGUAGCGUAGCCUGCAAGUCAGCUUAACCUGUUUAAAACGCUACAGCAAACUUUCUAACAACAUUGUAAAUUAAAUGACACAAAGUCAUAGAUAUCUUAUAUACACUAGAUAACGCAUCUCUUUUAGUAAAAUUGAAGCCAAGAAUAUUCCAGCGGUUACCCCAUUUGAAUAGAUGGCGGCCAUGUUGGAGUUUCCCACUCGCUAAUAAACGCUUUAAAAACAACAAUAACUUUCAUCAUUUGAAUAGUUUAAAAAUGUGUUUGGAAUAGUUUAACUUAAUGUUUAAGUUCCCUGUUUAAGAAAUAGAAAACAUACGAGUCUUCUCAUUUCAUGGGAAUAUCCUGAGUCUGCAAUCACGGCUUCAAUUUUUGAACUGCAGAAUAAUUAGAUGCACUAUUUAGUGUAUAUAAGAUAUCUAUGCACAAAGUACCACAAUAGCAUUUCCUUACCUUGUAAACUUGGUACAAUCAAUUAUAAUGUAUUCAUACCUGGCCAAUCUUUCUAAACUUCUGUCAUCUUCUGAACUACCUGGAAACCUACUACAAUAUAAAACAAAACAAACAAAAAAUCCAAAACGAUUGUUCAUUCAAAAUGUUAACUAUGAUUUGAAUUAUUUCAACCGAACAAAAAAUAACAUAUUCAACGCAACAAAUGAAAUGCGAAAAUACGAAAUGCUCUUGGAGUCUUGGCUCAGUUGUACGAAGACCGCAUAGCAACCACCGGAUAGUAAUUUUUCAACCUUUGCUAAAAAUGCACGAAAAGCUUUAAAACUAUGGAUAUGAACACACCAUAAAUAUAACAUGACCUAAGCUUGCAAAUGCUUAAUCCAGGUUGUAAUAACCUGCGAAUAGAACGCUUUAAAAAUGACUAAUGUGGGAUUCCAGUGAAUGUGAAGAGGAACAAUAUACUUAGACGUUUUGAUCGGAGGGAGAUUAGUUACGGGACUAACUUCCAAUCGAAGGGUCUUCUUUGGAAAUUUGAGGUCCUUGUUCUAUUCUUCAGGUAGUUUAGCCCUGUGGUCCCACAAGUAUAUUAAGAAAGUGUAGGGUCCCUGCAUGUCCUUAAUUAUAUGGUUACCCAAGAAUCACGCGUGUGCUUCGAGCACGUGUAAUAAAAUUGGUAGUAAAAUACAUAUCUUUUCUAAUCGUUCUGGUCAAUACGUGAAGGGAAGCGGGAGUAACAAAAUCACUCUACUGUGGAUGUCUGGUCUUCGUACAACCGAGCCUCUACUGUUUAUGGAAACAUAUUAACCAUGGUUGACGCAUAAGUUCCAACAGACUUUCAAGGCGACAUGGUAUGAAAGCCAUACACAUUUAGUACCUCCAGCCAUCUUCAUCAUAAUCAAAGAACGACAAAGCGGGACUGAACAUUCUUCUCAACAAUAACGAGGAUAUCAGCUGAUUUUCUGAAAACAUACUCUCCUCUUGAGGACUGCUUGAACCCUUGUUCCCCAAUUCCUCGAUGGCCGUUUUAGUGAUCGGAUGUCGUGACGCAAGUUUGUAAGAGAAUGGUUCAAAGUCCUCGUCCGCAAUACUCAUGAGGCGUUUAACAACUUCAAGGAAAGACACUAGUGAAGCACCACAGUAAAAUUUUGCAUUCUUAGCUCGAGCUUUACAAUACCCUGCGUUUUCUUGUACCGAUUCUUUGAUAUAUGUGUCCAUAUCUUCGCCUUUUGUUGUUUCAACAAGCCCGGCUAUACAUCUGAAAUUAUACAAACAUAUUUCACACACAGGAGUCGUAUGUAUAAAAUUCCGGUAGUUCCAUCUCUAUCUAUCCCCUAUCUAUUUGCACAACCUACGAUGGCACAAACCCUUCACGAUAAUAAAACUCACAACCAUAUUUUCAUAAUCAAGUCAUGAUAUGGAUCUAUUUGAAGUUUUUAUGUGCUGUAUACAAAGCGGUCUUUACUGACUACAGAGACAUCUCACGGUAUUCAGCUUCGUUUUCAUUUUGUCCCAGCUGUCAUGACCAAGUCAGGAUCACUUGGGUGAAAUAGUAUCUUGCCUUUUGUGUGCUGUAUCUAAAUCAAUCUUCAGAUUACAUAGAUGGAUUAACACUUUGGUUACCCAGUCCUGUAGUAACACUUGGCCACUAAGGCAUGGUCCUUAUUCAGUGGGGGAAGCUAGUCAUGGCAAAUAGUUAUGCUAUACUAGUAAACAAAUUAGUUUAAUUAAUUAAAGACGAUGGAUUUCUAUAGGUUUAAUACAAUUUACAAAUUUGCAUAGCAUGACCAAUUCCUAUAGUUAGCUUCGCCACUGUAGCUCUAAGCAGAACAGUUUAGUCUAAUUAACUGACCUUUUCAAUAGAACAGAUAGACUUGUACACGAAUGACAGAAUUUGUCCACUUUUAAAUCAUCACUCAAUAAAACACGAUCUCGACCAAAUGAUCCAUGUUGUGGAAGAGCAAGAAGACGUGACGACAACU